AUGCAACAAGUUUUCUCUCAUUCAUCUGUCUCCCCGAGUGGGCCAAAAUCUCAGCACUCCAGUCUCCUCACCACUCUCACUCAACCCUUAAAUACCAGUGCAAUUCCACUCCAACAAAUCUCACCUCACACAACCCAUGAUGGGAAUGCUGAAACCCAUCUUCCUCGCCCUGCUUUUCUUGAAUUCCAGAUCAAGAAUCUGCCACGGGGCAUCUGAAAUCGGCCCCAACCAGGCGAAAGCCGGCGACUUUGAUGCAAUAGCCAAAAGGGUUUGCUCUAGAACGAGCGGCGAGUGCCCCGCCGUGGCUGCCGAAGAAGAAGAAGAGGAGGAGAUGGAUUCUUUGAGCAGUAGGAGGGUUUUGCUGAUGCACAAGAAGUACAUUAGCUAUGAGACUCUGAGAAGAGAUAUGGUCCCUUGUGAUACUCCUGGGGCCUCAUAUUACCUCUGCAAGGUCCCUGCCAAACCCAACUCUUACCACAGAGGCUGUGAGAUCAUUACAAGAUGUGCCAGACAGAUCAAUGGCAUCAAUUCUUGAGCUGGUUGAACAUAUCUGGCUCUGGUACAGAUAUGAGAUUUGCUCAAAACAAUGGUGCACUCUUCCAUACAUUUGUACCUGCUCCUCCUGGCAUUUCUUUCUGCUUGUGUUUUAGUAGGAUUGGGAUCUACUACCAAUAAUUUUGUUGCAGAAAAAACAGGAGGCUCAGAA
Cuscuta campestris is the source of this 706-nucleotide messenger RNA. The record is from the annotation of a GenBank genome assembly. NCBI's taxonomy places the organism in Eukaryota, Viridiplantae, Streptophyta, Magnoliopsida, Solanales, Convolvulaceae.